Molecule: messenger RNA, 4239 nt
Organism: Mauremys mutica (yellowpond turtle)
Lineage: Eukaryota; Metazoa; Chordata; Testudines; Geoemydidae
Gene: CAST
Product: calpastatin
Exons: 32
Coding region: 359-2881 (840 amino acids)
Cellular component (GO): cytoplasm
Molecular function (GO): calcium-dependent cysteine-type endopeptidase inhibitor activity
Source: RefSeq, a predicted model, not a curated record
ACCACCAAGCAUCUUUAGGCAGCCGUCCCCUCCUGCUCAGCAAACACUGAGCCUAGCGGGGAUGCGCCAGGGCAGAGGAGUGGUGCAGUUAGAGUAGCUAGUCCGUCCCCUCCUGCUCAGCAAACACUGAGCCUAGCGGGUAUGAGCCGGGGCAGAGGAGUGGUGCAGUUAGAGCAGCUGGUCCAGCAGCCGAGGCUCCAGGAAGAGGAGGGACUUGCUGGGUUGCAGCCUAGAGUUGGCUCUGGCUGCAUCGGAAAAGCUGCUUCGCAGUUACAUGUAACCUGCCCCCCUCUCCCUGCCCGUUACAUCGCCCCGUAAACACUGCGAGAGAGGCGCCGAGCGAGGAGCCGCCGCGGCCAUGUCUCAGCCACAUAAAGGGAAGAAGUCGUCCUCCUCCAAGCCUGCGGGGGCUGCGGGCAAGGGGAGCAGAGCGCAUGGUGACAAGAAAAGUGGAGCAUCUUCUAAACCUGGAGAUAAAAAAGGAUCAGAAGUCACAGAGAAGAAGCCUGCAAGCACUAGUGCCAGUCAGCCUCCCAAAACACAUACAAGUGGAGCUGCUUCCGCCAGUAAGACACAGCCCCCUUCUACUGUUGCAACGAAAGCAUCGGAUAUGAAGCCCACUGAAACAAAGGCUACUUCAAGCCAUAGCCAGACCAGUGGACAGCAGUCUCACAGCAGGAAGAGACACAAAGUUCAGAGCACACAAACUGCAAAAACAGAACCUGGAAAAGUAGCACAGUCACUAAAGCCAGCUGAUUCUCAAACUAAACAUCAAUCUGAAGAGAAGCAAAAGGAACCUGGCGGGGCAAAAAGCCCAUCCAAACCUUCUGUAGCGAAAAGUUCUAAAAAAACUAGUCCAGGAAAAGCGGCCACCGGUCAGACUGAAAAGUCAACGCAAGUAUCUUCAAUAGAAGAACCAAAGCCUAAAACUGAAAAUAAAUCACUGGCUAGUGGUGCAGCUGGUGGAGCUGCAGCUACAGUUGGUGCAGUCACUGCUGCUGGUUUGGUUGCGACAGCUGAUAAACCAAGUACUGAGGCUAAAGAAAAUAAAUCAGCAGCUCCGUCUUCAGCUGUUGAAGCUGCACCUACUAAGCCACCUGAAAAAUCUGAUGUAGAUAAGGCCUUAGAUGACCUGAUAGAUACGCUAGGAGGACCUGAAGAACAUGUUCCUCCCAGUCCAGUCUACACUGGCCCAGAAAUUACGGAUUCAUGUUCUUCUGCAUAUAUUGAAGAACUGGGUAAACGGGAGGGUUCUAUACCUCCAGGGUACAAAAAAUUAUUGGAGGGUAAAGGAGAUGACCAAGCUGUACCCCCAGAAAAAACAGAACCACCACCUCAGAAACCAAUGACAGAUGAUGAUAUUGCAGAUGCUUUGUCAUCUGAUUUUACCUGCAGUACUUCUACUCCUGGAGAGGAGAAGACAACUCUUAAAGAGAAGCCAACAGCAGAAGGAGAAAUUGUACAAGCACAGUCAACAAGUUCAGUCAGGAGUUCAGCUCCUCCUAAGGAGAAGAAACCAAAACUGGAAGAGGCAGCAAUAAGUGAUGAUGCACUAGAUGCCCUUGCUGAUACUCUCGGUGCACCAGAACCUGAACCCAAAGAAGACCUUUCUUCCCUUGUAGAAGUCUCAGAGGCAAAAGCUAAAGAGAAAAAAAUAAACAAGGCUGGUGAACGUGAUGAUACAAUCCCUCCAGAAUACAGAUUGAAACCGGCAAUGGAUAAAGAUGGAAAACCAUUAUUGCCAAAACCUGAAGAAAAGCCUAAGCCUGUAAGUGAAUCUGAUCUUAUUGAUGAAUUUUCAAAAGACUUUGUCUGUCCUGCGCCACCUGCAGCCCAAUCUAAACCAUCUAAACCCACCGACACAUCUAAAAAACCUGCAGUUACUGCACCUGCAAAGGCUCCUGCAGAGGAAGUUGUCUCCUCUGCUGCAGUUUCUACUGUGCAAUCAUCAGCUCCAUCAACUACUACUUCAGCUGGACAUGUGUCAGAUGAGGCAGUGGAAGCCUUGUGUGGUAGUCUAGGAAAGAGAGAGCCUGACCCAGAAGAAAACAAAUCUGCUGUGGAUAAAGUGAAGGAGAAAGCCAAACAAGAAGAACGAGAGAAACUGGGUGAAGAUGAAGAAACUAUCCCUCCUGAAUACAGAUUAAUAGAAGCAAAGGAUAAAGAUGGAAAACCACUCUUGCCAAAAUCUAAAGAAGAAACCCAGUCCAUGAGUGAAAGUGAUCUCUUGGAUGCUUUGUCAAAGGAAUUUUCCAGUUCCCCAGCAACAUUACCGUCUGCACCACUAGCUACACCUAACAAAUCCACAGCUGUUAAAUCUUCCCCAGCUGCCUCUGAAGAAAUUGUCUCCUCCACCACAGCUUCUGCAGUGCACUCAGCAGCUCCUCCAGCUGCUACCCCAGGUGGGAAAGAGCAAGACAAUGCCCUAGACCUCCUGGCUGGUUCACUGGGACAAAGAGAACCUGAUCCUGAUGAAAACAAACCAGUUGUGGAUAAAGUAAAGGAAGGUGCUAAAUCUGAACACAAAGACAAACUUGGGGACAGAGAUGAUACAAUCCCUCCUGAUUACAGGCAUAUUCUGGAUUCAGAUGAGCAGGGUAAACCAGUAAAGCCAAUAGCAAAGGAGGAUGUGAAACCCAAAGAACCAAAGAAGCCUACAGAUGAUUCUGCAGCUAUUGAUGCUCUAUCAGGGGACUUUGAUAAUUGUGCAAAAACUCCUCCCACACCACAACACUCAAAGGUGUCAGGAUUAGAGGACAAAAGUGGAAAGGAAGCUGCCACCACGAAACCAGCCACAAAGGAGGGUGGAAAACCUGAAGAUCCUAAAACGGCAAAGGAGCAGUCCUCCAGUUCAAAACCCAAGAACCAAAAAACAAGUUAAAGUUUAAUAUUACAGUAUUGGGUGAUCGGCACAUAGUGUAAAAAGUCUUCAUUCUGCUGGUGGACAGUUAUUCCCAAAGAACAAAAACUAAUGCAAGAGCAUGAGGUUAUUCUGGGUGGUUUUUGUACAGUGUUAUUUGCUGGAGGUUUUUCAUAUCAUUUUUCCAGGAGUGAAUUGGGGUGGUGUUUUUUUCCUAACCAUUCAUGUUAUUGUAUUGAUACAUUUUGAAACUUUUUUUUGUAAUUUCUUCAGUUCUGAGAGGGAAAGGAUGCUUUAUAUUUGUAAGAAGUCUAUUUCAUAAGAACUUAAUAGCAAUUCCAAAAACAGCCUGCAAACUUUUGCACAUAAUCUUCACAUAGUGCCUGUAAAUGUCAAGUAGAGUUCUCUAGGUAUGAGCUAGCAUUUUUAACAUUGCAAAGAAUGCAUUAAGCAUUCUAGGAAUGUAAUGAGUUUUGGUUAACCUUGGCCUUUCUAGGCUGGCUGUAUAAGGUAUUUCUUUGGGUGAAUUAUUGGUGAGAAAUCAUAGGUCAAUCACAGAUAUUUACAGGAUAGCAAAUUAAUAGAUGUAUCAUCUCAUCGUGGACUCCUAAUAAUAAAAUGUCAAAAGUCUGGACAGUGCCUUUGUUACAGUGUAAAAAAGAGUCUCCCCUCUCUCAAAUUAUGUCACCACAACUGUACUCUUACCCUCUUUGUGCCAGGAGUUUCCUGACUACAGAUGCUAAUGCAAGUCACCUGCAUUCCUGGCCAUAUACUGCAAGAGAGGGAAAGGGGGCCCCUGAAACUUGGCAAGAGUCAAAUGAAUGGGAGCUCCAAGUCAACAGAAAAGGUGGCACUUUUGCAAUAAUACCAACUCUCUGCCUCUCCACCCUCUAUUGAGACUCCCAAAAUGGGUGCAGGAGCAGAGCAGAAGUUAAUGCUAUAAGGAAUGGCAUUAACUUCCAUGAACUAUAUUCACACGGUCCCCAGGGAAACAGCUGGCAAAGAGCAGCCAUUCCCUGGCAACCAUGUUGCAAUGCUGAAGAUGAGGAUAAUCUGUGAGCUACUUUCCCCAAUUUCUGUGGGUUUCUCUCUUCUUUGUGCCUCGCAGGAGAGGGAAGCAUAGUGCUAUAAGUGCAAGAUUCUGGUGUCCUUACUCACAAUGAGUAACACUAUAAAUAGUCUCAUUGACUUCAAGGAACUACUCAGUGUGAGGUAAUGGUAGAUGAAAUGUUUGCCAGGGUCUCAAAAUCUGGUCCUAUCUAUCUCGUGUUCCAGACAACCAUUUUCUAGAGAGCUAAUAUGGAGGAUAAUCAGAAUUAUGACAACCUGACAGUCUGUAUUGAGAGCCUGUGUCACACUAAUAAAGUUUUUAGAAUGCA